Messenger RNA from Priapulus caudatus, 2034 nucleotides. Its product is annotated as cyclic nucleotide-gated cation channel alpha-3-like. Lineage: Eukaryota; Metazoa; Priapulida; Priapulimorpha; Priapulimorphida; Priapulidae. The record is from RefSeq and is a predicted model, not a curated record. Gene Ontology annotation, biological process: monoatomic ion transport; transmembrane transport. Gene Ontology annotation, molecular function: protein-containing complex binding; monoatomic ion channel activity. The transcript is spliced from 11 exons. Bases 1 to 2034 code for a protein of 677 amino acids. Gene Ontology annotation, cellular component: membrane.
AUGGGCACGCUACCAGACACCGAGUCCAUACGUCUGGAUGACCGCACGAUCGCGCCCGAGGAAGAAAGCCUUCGUGUGGCGGAGUCGGAGGAGAAGUCGGACCCAUCUGAGUGUCAGGGAAUCCUUCCCGAGUUGGCAGCGCGGGAGUACCAGCUCGCCUGGUACGUACUCGACGGCUGCGCGCCGGACGCGAUAUACGCGCUCGACAUUCUCGGUGCAGGGAUGCCACGUGACGCGAUGACGUCGCGACACGUUACCGACACGUGCACUGAUUGGUGCGCCAUUAGCGACAGGAAUCAGAUCCCAUCACACUUCGAGAUAAUAGAUUUGCGACUGACGGCGACACCAAUCGACAAGAUUGCCGCUAUUAAAUCGCACAAAGUCGAUACGUCGCCCGCAUCCGCCACAACGGAAGCAAUGGUGUCGUGCGCUGCCGACCAGCCGACGCCGUCGUCGUCGUCGCCGUCACGCGUCAGAGACGGCGACGAGGCGACGCCCGAAGAACGCGAGAAGCUGCUCGUGACGACGACCUCGUCGGCAGCCGCCGCCGUCGUCGUCGUCGGCAAUGGUUCUCCGGCGCGCACGAGCUGGAGGAAGGUGCGGCAAGGCGUCGCCGUCACGAGCGCGAUGGCGUCGUCGCUCGACACGAAGAAGCGACGCAUGAAGAAAACGGGCGGCGGUUUGAGCCGGCAGGACUCGUUCAUGGCUCGCUUCUCGACGCGUCAGCAGGCCGACGACGCCGGCGACAUCGAGCGGCAUCGCAGUCGGCAGGAGGGCACGCGUCUGGCGCGAUGCCGCGCGAAGCUGCUACGUCGACUGUUCGGCGUCAUCACGACCGACUCGACGUUCAUGGGUUACUGGUUGCUCGUGCUCACUAGCGCCGUGCUCUACAACGUGUGGAUGUGCAUCGCACGGGAAUCCUUCCCCGAGUUGCAGCGCGAGUACCAGCUCGCCUGGUACGUACUCGACGGCUGCGCCGACGCGAUAUACGCGCUCGACAUUCUCGUGCAGGUGCGCACCGGUUACCUGGAGCAAGGCAUCGUUAUCACUGACGCACGUAAGCUCGCCGCGCACUACCUGCGCUCGAAGCACGUCAUCGUCGACGUCCUGUCGUUGACCCCGCUUGACCUCGUGCAGCUGUGGACGGCCGAGCGACAUCCAAUGCUGCGCUUCCCGCGCUACUUGAAGGCCUACCGCGCCGUCGGCCUCUACUACAACAUCGAGUCGCGGUCGGCGUUUCCGAAUCUGUGGCGCGUAGUCAAUCUCAUCCACAUCCUGUUGCUGCUAGCGCACUGGUUCGCCGGUUUCUACUACACCAUCUCCGUCUCGGAGAACUUCGUCGGCCGCUGGACGUACCCGACGCCCGUCGGUGUCUUCGCGACGCUGCGACGCAAGUACCUCGCCUGCUUGUACUGGUCGACGCUGACGCUGACGACUAUCGGCGACCUGCCGCCGCCCGAAACCAACUCGCACCAAAAAUUGUAUUGUCGUUCGUACGUCUUCACUAUUGUCAGCUACCUCAUAGGAGUAUUUGUAUUCGCCACAAUCGUUGGUCAAGUAGGAAACAUCAUAACAAACCGUAACGCAAAUCGGCUGGAGUUCGAACGUCUACUGGAUGGUGCGAAACAGUACAUGCGGAAUCAUUCCGUACCGAUGGACAUGCAGAAGCGAGUUAUGAGAUGGUACAUCUACUCCUGGUCAAGAGGAAGCGUCAAUGGCGGUGGAGACAUCCACUCUCUCGGUCUGCUGCCGGACAAACUCAAGACGGAGCUUGCACUACAUGUUAACCUCAGCACGCUGAAGAAGGUGACGAUAUUUCAAGAGUGCCAGCCGGAGUUUCUACACGAUCUCGUGCUGAAGAUGAAGGGGUCCAUCUUCACUCCCGGUGAUCUCAUCUGCAGGAAGGGCGAAGUCGCGAGAGAGAUGUUCAUCAUUGCAGACGGAAUUCUCGAAGUGAUCGGAUGCAGUGCCGCGUCUCUACACUGUAAGGUUCGCGAUCUAUUGGAUCCCAUCACGCUGACCACCGCUAAAUAA